UCCACUCUGUUAGACAGUAAACCCUGUCAAGACCAACUGAGCAGAGCAGAGCUCUCAGACACCAGGCUCCAAUACUGAGUAGCAAGUGCCAGUUGCUUACCAGCAUUUGCCACGAUUGGAGUUUAUAUUAAUUCGAUAUUUUAUAUUUCGGCAACAGGUCAUAAAUUUAAUUAUUUUAUUUUAUUUUUUCAACUCUAUUUUAUGCUAAGGAAUUUAAAAAAAAAUUUUUUUUAUUCGCAAACUGUGAAUUUAGUGUGAAGAAAAAAUAAUAAAAUUUAAAAAAUGCAAUGAAAGUAUUGUAGAGGGAGUUUUUCUCCCCUGUAAUUAUGAGUAUUUUAAACGGAUUUUAUUUUGAAACGACGUGUAAUAUCGGUGAAAUUUACGAAGCGAUCGUAUGUGCCCAAGAGUUACAUGCAAUUGAGUGAAUAUGAUUGUGAUAAGGUUCUAUUUAUUGUAUUUUUUACUUAAAUAAAUGUUGCAUUGAAAUAAAGUGGUUAAUAUUUAUUUUAAUAAAACAUUUUUAUAAUUUAUUAAGUUAUAAAAAAAAAACAAUGGAAACUUGGAACUCGUUUAUUCUAAAAAUGAUUUUAUUUUUUGUGGUUUUAUCGCUGGCUUUCAAAGAUUGUCAAGUAGUAGGAAAUACAACCGUUGCGAUUGCCAAGGAAGAAUGUCGAAAAAAAAUCGCAGAAUGUUCAAUGUUUGGUAAAGCAGAUACACCAGUUUGCGGCAGUGAUGGGGUGACAUAUCCUUCUCAAUGCCAAGUUAUUUCAAGACAAUGUGAAGGCGAGUCAAUUCUCAUCAAACACAAAGGUCCUUGUCCAGAGACACCGGCCUGCUUUUCUGCAAGAGUAACAGCCCGUCCAACAGACAGACCAAUUUGUCGUCCGGAUGGUACUUAUGCACCAGUUCAGUGCCACAAGGAAACUGGAUAUUGUUGGUGCGUUACUCCUCAAGGUCGGCCGCUUUUGGGCACUUCGGUGAAGUAUCAAAAACCAAAAUGCCCCGAAAAAAGGCUGUCUUCAACUUCCUCGACGUUGGAUUACUUAGAUACUUCCAGUCGAUCUCCAGAAAAGCUUCUGGAUGACAUGCCUAAUUCUAGUGAGAGAAGACGUACACCUAAACGGAAACAAAAGAGACAAUUUAACAACAGGCACAGAAAUAAUUGUGAUCGUACUGAAAAGGCUAAAUUCAAUAGCAAUCUCAUUGAAAAUUUUAAAAUUGAGUACCGACGGACUAAUAAUUCUAAUAAUGGUGAUAAAAAUGUCGAACGUAUACUUACCUGGAAGUUUACGAGCUUGGAUAAAGACGAGGAUGGAUAUCUGGACCGCGCUGAGUAUAAAGAGCUAAGAAAACUUGCUAAGAAAGCUAUACGCCCGAAGAAAUGUGCGAGAACUUUUGCUAAAAAUUGUGAUCUCAAUCAUGAUCUCAAGUUGUCUAGACAAGAGUGGAGUACUUGUCUAGCCAAUGACUUUACACUACUUUUGUUCUUGUCACUCAAUGGCGCAGAAGGACGGCGUGAGGUCUCUGAAGCCCUGAAGACUCGGGCCUUGGACCAAGUUUUGAAGGAAAAUCCAUCGCCAGUUCAUACCCGGCCAACAUUUAAUGACGACUCUACGACUAAAGAAGAAAGUGAUGCUAUUGACUGUAUUACGGAUAGAAAAUCGGCACUAGAAGACUCAAAACACAGCAGCCAAUCGUUCUACGUACCAGAGUGCACACCGGAUGGAAGAUACCUGAAGGUUCAAUGUUAUUCAAGUUAUUGCUUCUGCGUGGACCAGGAUACAGGAAAACCGAUUCCAGGGACUUCAUCAAAAGAACCAACUCCUAAUUGUCACCCAGCACCUCCACCAAAUAGACCAAUGAAAGGAUGCCCAGAUGAAAAAAAGAAACAAUUUCUCAGAGACUUGAUUGAUCUGAUGGACAAAAAAAUGAAAACAUCCAGCGCAGACUCGGUUGAGGCAACCGACAAGUGGCCAGCGUCUCAAGAAGAGAGGAUAGCUACUUGGCACUUUGUUAUGCUUGAUAAAAAUAAAAAUAAAGUACUUGAAAGAAAAGAAUGGAAGAGCUUCCGUACUAUGGUUGCGAGCAAUCGGCAUUUGCGGAGAUGCGGGAAAAAAUUACCGAGAUAUUGCGACAUAAAUAAUGAUCGAAGGAUCAGUAUGACCGAGUGGCUUAGUUGUUUGCAUGCUCAACAACCAAAUCCAGUUGAAAGUUCGACAAAUACUUCAACGUUGAAGCCUCGGAGAUUAGGUCCGAAUCCACUUGAUCAAUUUCUCAAUGCGGAUGAUUAAGUGUCAUAUGUGAUACGAAUUUUUAUAACUUUUAUUGAUCUUAUGCUAAAAACUAGUGAUUUCAAGGAUUAUAUAUAGAUACAUGUAUGAUUUUAUAAAUUAGUAAAACUAUUUUAUACUAA
This is a messenger RNA of Cotesia glomerata, 2413 nucleotides long. RefSeq names its product SPARC-related modular calcium-binding protein 2 (gene magu). Bases 552 to 2291 code for a protein of 579 amino acids. Gene Ontology annotation, cellular component: basement membrane. Gene Ontology annotation, molecular function: protein binding; heparin binding; extracellular matrix binding. Lineage: Eukaryota; Metazoa; Arthropoda; Insecta; Hymenoptera; Braconidae. The transcript has 9 exons. The record is from RefSeq and is a predicted model, not a curated record. Gene Ontology annotation, biological process: extracellular matrix organization.